AUGGGCUUAAACACUCUCGUAGCUGGUGUUGCUGGUGUGGCUGCUAUUGCCACCACUGUCAGUCUCAUCACUGUUGCAUAUCUUGUUAAAGAUAUUAACGACUUCUAUGACGAUGCCAUCGAAGAACUCUCUGACUUCAAGGAUCUGGCAAAUUCUGCCUGGCACGAAAUGAGACCGAGUCCGAUGCAAGCCCUCCGUCAACCACGUGGAGUCGAACUUCUCAUUCGGGAGCGUCGCCAGUUACCUCCCUUCUGCAACUGUGCACCACAACCAGUACACUGCGCACCGGGACCUCCAGGACCGCCGGGUCCUCCAGGAACGCCCGGAGAGCGCGGAUUGCCAGGACCGCCCGGCCAAAGAGGCAACGAUGGUAUCAAAGUUUCAACCUUUGGAGGACCAACCGGCUGUAUCAAGUGUCCUCCGGGUCCUCCAGGACCACCUGGUCUCAAUGGACCCCCUGGUCCACCAGGACCAAACGGAAUGCCGGGUGCGCCAGCGUUCGGUAUGCCAGGAGCUCCAGGAAUGCCUGGACCACCUGGAGACCCUGGUAUGCCAGGAGGGCCAGGUCAACCUGGUAUGCCAGGAUUACCCGGAGCAGAUGGACAGAGACAGAUUACUUUACCGGGUCCUCCUGGACCUCCCGGACCAAUGGGUCCUCCAGGACAAGCUGGACGCCCUGGCGAGGCUCCACCCGGUCCCUUCCCUGGACCGCCUGGACUUCCAGGACCACCUGGUAUCCCUGGUCCUCGUGGACCCGACGGAAUGCCUGGUCAACCUGGUAUGAUGGGUCCACCUGGUGGUGAUGCUGCAUAUUGCCCAUGCCCUGAAAGGAGCGCCGCCGCAAUGAUGAGAAAGAAUGCCGCUUCAGCAGUAUCAGCAGUGCAUGGUUAUUCAUCUCAGCAUUACGGUACAACAGAUCAAAGGAAGGUGAAGGCGCUAAGACGAUCAGCUAGAAAACUCAGUGCAGCUAGGAAACAUGCAUCAAUAGUAUAA
Haemonchus placei is the source of this 993-nucleotide messenger RNA. NCBI's taxonomy places the organism in Eukaryota, Metazoa, Nematoda, Chromadorea, Rhabditida, Trichostrongylidae. The record is from the annotation of a GenBank genome assembly.